AUGCAGGAUGACAUUAACGAGGAGGCCACAAAAAUGUUUAAUAAAAUAUCUGAGGAUAGCAGCAAAGAUAUUCCAGAUUAUUGCAGUAAUCUUACACUGCCAACUAGUAGAAUAGUCACUGACCCAGAGAGAAGAACAUGCCAAUACAUUACGGCCGGAUUAAAGCAUAUUUAUGGUAUUGAGGAAGGGAAAGGUGAAGGUCAUGCCAAAGACAACAGAUCAUUUAAGCAAACAAUGUUAUGCUUAGUUUUGAACGAUUAUGCGGAUAAGUUGCAAGGGGAGGUGAAAUCUCCCUGUAAGGUCGGGGAAGAUACAAUAAGACAAGCAUUCACUAAAGGGAAUGAAAAGAUAAAUGAUUGGUGUUUCCAUAAGGGUCCGAAUGGAAAGGGUGAUUGUGUUCAGUGUGAUAGAUAUGACAAAUAUGCAGAGUGCGAAAUAGGCGAUGGCCAAGACAAAGAAGAAGUGGGGCCUAAGUUGGAGGAGUUGUUCAAGAAUAACAUCCAAAAAAGUGAAAUACAAAAAACUCUAACUACUAUAAGUUCCAUAAAUAACUUAUGUGAACGUUCACAAUGUGUAAUAACACAAUGGGCCAGGGAUAGAAGGACAGGGUCCAAUACGAGUGCAGCCUGGGAUGAUGCUAAGGGUAACAUACUGAAGGAACUGUCUGAAGCAAUGACCACUAAUAGUAAAACUGAGGAAGAUGAGUGUAAAGACUUUCAGGGGAAAGAUGGAUCAGAUGAUGUUGCUAAUAAAAAGGUAUGUAAUUAUAUUGUAAAGGGUUUAAAGCAUAUAUACAGUAUUACAGAGGAUUUGAAGGGCACUACUGAUCAGCGCAAAAAAAAUUACAGAAUAUUUAAACAAACUAUGGGCUCUCUAAUAUUGAAUGAAUAUGGCAAACUUCUUGGGGAACAAUCAUGCAUAGAAGAACAGGACGUACAAAAAGUUUUUACUGGUGUAGGUAAUCUUCACAUAUAUGCGUGUACGGAGAAAUCAUGUGAUCAAUGUAAUUGGGACCCAUGUUCAAAUUUUAUAAUUGGACAGGAGGACACCAAACGGAAAGAAAUAAAAAAAAGACUCGAGAAGAAUGAAGACAUAAAGAAAACUCUGGAUGCCAUAAGUGAUUUAUGUAAACAACCUGCCAAACCUGCCACAGCAGCAAAACCCGCUGCUACGAAACCAAGCGGGAGCGAAGAUCACACAAGUUCAGGUGCAGUCCAAACUAAUCCUGGUACCUCAGGUCCAACUCAAGCUAAGGAUGGAGCAGAGGGUCCAGAUAAACCCAGUUCAUCGAGCACUAGCAGUACAACACAACAUAGUGGUGACCCCUCUGCUAGUGGUGCUGCUGGUGGAGGGGGAGCAAGAACAAUAUUACCUAAACUAGGACCAGGGGAAAAUGGUAGACUGCCAUCCCGCCCUUCCAGAAGGGUGGUGGAGAAAGAAGGAGUGCUUGACCCUUCCGACCUCCUUACCCCAUACCUUCCUACCAUUCCUGUGUUCCUUGGUAUAUCUGCUAUGACCUACUUACUCUGGAAGUAUUUUGGAAUGCUUCGUAAGACAAGAAAACGUUACAAAAGAGCUCGUCAAAUAACUGGUCCAACCUUGCAGGAACAAAUUAUUGAUCAUGUGGACGACCAGGUAGAUGGUCCACAUGCAUAUACCUUAGUAAAGGAGCGAAAACGAAGAUCAACGCCAAAAAAAAGAAGGAAAAAAUGUUCAGGUCGCCGCAUGAUUAUUGAUAUUCAUUUAGAAGUCUUAGACGAAUGUCAAAGGGGCGAUGUGACAUUAACGAAGGAAGAUUAUUUCACCAUUCUUGUUCAAGAAUUUAUGGGAAUCGAAUUCAUAAAAAAAGACUUUGUUCCAAAGGAAGAGGUUUCUAUGGUUGAUGUUCCUAAGGAAAGUGUUUCUAGGGAAGUUGUUCCUAAGGAACAGGUUCCAAGUUUAGAUUCCGGGUUUAGGGAGGAAAACUCUGUUCCUAAGGAAGAUAUUACCAUGGAACAGGUUCCAUGUUCAAAUUCCGAAUUUAGCGAAAAUGUUUUUUCACAAACUACAUAUUGGGUUAAUUGGAUCGAAAAGAAUAAAGCUGUGUUAGAGGAAAUUAAAACACAACCUUGGUUUUAUGACCUAAAGGUAAGUUGGAGGGAGCAUCAGCGGGAACAUGCUGACCGCAGUGAAUUGAAUGAUGAUAAUAAUUUUUCAUUUGAAGAAAAAAGGAAAGAGUUUUUUAGGAGUUGGGUAAGGAAGCAACAUGCCCUUAUGGAAUUGAACAGUCAAACAGCAGAUUGGUUCAAGCAUUUGUUGGGCAACAUGGAAGAGUUGGAACCGGAACAGUUAGAACAGCAAGAAUUGUGUCAAAAGUCCCAUAAGAAAAAUCGUUUAGCUGCCAAAUUAUGGAUGCUAAUCUUGGCAUUGUUGUUUGAGGAGUGUGGAAGGGAAGAAAAUGUGUGUAAUAAGGAAUUGUAUUUAGAUCAUUUAUUACAAAGUGUUUGA
Molecule: messenger RNA, 2487 nt
Organism: Plasmodium coatneyi
Lineage: Eukaryota; Apicomplexa; Aconoidasida; Haemosporida; Plasmodiidae
Product: Pvstp1
Exons: 6
Coding region: 1-2487 (828 amino acids)
Source: RefSeq, a predicted model, not a curated record